Messenger RNA from Xenopus tropicalis (tropical clawed frog), 7206 nucleotides. It is a transcript of the gene iqgap3, whose product is annotated as IQ motif containing GTPase activating protein 3. Gene Ontology annotation, cellular component: plasma membrane bounded cell projection. The coding region runs from base 112 to 5046 and encodes 1644 amino acids. The transcript has 38 exons. The record is from RefSeq and is a predicted model, not a curated record. Lineage: Eukaryota; Metazoa; Chordata; Amphibia; Anura; Pipidae.
UGCUGACAGUUAUUCCGGAAGUCUGGCGCGGCGGGAUAUUCAAAUCCAUUAGAUAAACAGAGGUUCUUAGCUGAGUUCCAGGGCUGGCCGGGAGCAACUCCGCGUACAGGAAUGGAGUGCAAGGCGGGAGGGCCGCCCUCCGGGGCUGCAUAUGAGCGCCUGACUGCUGAUGAAAUGGACGAGCAAAGGAGACAGAAUAUUGCGUACCAGUACCUGUGUCACCUAGAGGAGGCCAAACGAUGGAUGGAGGCCUGCCUCAAUGAAGAACUGCCACCACCAACUGAGCUGGAAGAGAGUUUGCGUAAUGGCGUCACUCUUGCCAAGCUGGGAAGCUUUUUCGCACCAGAGAUAGUGCCACUAAAGAAAAUUUAUGACAUUGAGCAGAUGCGCUAUCAGGCAACUGGGCUUCAUUUCCGCCACACCGACAACAUCAACCAUUGGCGCAAAGCUAUGUGCCACAUUGGGCUUCCUAUGCUUUUCCAACCCGAAACAACUGAUAUUUAUGACAAGAAAAACAUGCCCCGGGUCGUGUACUGUAUCCACGCUCUGAGCUUGUACCUCUUCAGACUGGGCCUUGCUCCACAAAUCCAGGAUUUAUAUGGAAAAGUGAACUUUACAGAGGAGGAAAUAAACAACAUGAAAUGUGAGCUGGACAAGUACGGGCUGCAGAUGCCGGCAUUUAGCAAGAUCGGUGGGAUUCUGGCUAAUGAGCUCUCUGUCGAUGAAGCUGCAGUUCAUGCUGCAGUCAUUGCCAUCAAUGAAGCCAUUGAAAGAGGCGUAGUGGGGGAAACCAUGUCUGCCCUUCGCAAUCCCAAUGCCAUGCUGGUAAACCUGAAUGAGAAAUUGGCAGCAGUGUACCAGGAGUUUCUCUGUCAAGCCAAAUCUAUGAAAGCGGCCAAUGCAAGGAAUAAGGCUCUGCAGAAUUCUCCGGAAACCCUAGAUAUAUACGAUCAGUGCCUCACUCAGGCUGAGAUACAGGGAAACAUCAACAAAGUCAAUGUGAAUGCAGCCUUGGAAUACGUGGAUGAAGCUUUGGAGAGAAAAGAUUCCCAGGCCCUUUACACGGCUCUGCAGGACUCUGUUCUGAUGCUGCGCAGGCUCCGCAGGGAGAAUGCAGAAUGGUACCUGGAGCAACUCACCGUAGAUCGGGAACAGAAGGGCUUGGAGCUGGGUUAUAUGGACCUGCUGGAGAGAGAGGAGAUCCAGGCAGGAGUGGAUGUAGCCAAUGAAACCUCAAGCAGAGAACAUGCCAUGGGUAAGGCAGUCGCACGCAUCAACACGGCCAUUCGCCAAGGGGACCCUGCACAAACGGUUAAGGAGCUGUCUAACCCAGAGGCGCAGCUUCCUGAUGUGUACCCUUUUGCUGCUCAGCUUUAUCAGCAGGAGUUGUCGGUGCUGCAAGGGCAGAGCCCUCAGGGAGCACUGGUACAAGAGGAGUUGUUUGUGGCGGUGGAGAUGCUUUCCGCUGUAGCUCUGAUCAAUCGGGCCAUAGAAGCCGGGGAUUUAAAUGGAUUCUGGACCAAUCUGGUGAGCGCAGCACUUGGGUUGUCAGACGUGGAAGAAGAAAACCUUCAGAGGUACUUCAACAAACUAACCAAGCUGAAGCGCCAGAGUCACCAGGAAGGUUCCCCAUUCCUGAGCUGGAAUGAUCUGCAGACCUGCGUCAAUAACACUAAUCUCUCCAUACAAGAGGAGCACGAUAAAAUCCUGGCAGUCAGCCUGAUUAAUGAAGCCCUAGGGCAGAACGACCCACAGAAAACAUUCUCCGCUUUGCUAAUGCCUGCGGCAGAGCUCACAGACAUCGCCCUUCCAGCGGCCUGUUUGUAUCAUCGAAUUCUGACUGGCGCCCUGAGGCGCAAAAAACAGAUGACCAAAGAUGACAAUGCAGUGCUUUGGUUAGAAGAAAUCAAGCAAGGCGUUUCCCAAGCAAACCUGGAGAAUGCAAGGGCUCAAAAAUUGGCUCUUGGAAUCGCUGCCAUCAACCAAUCCAUAAAGGAAGGAAAGGCCUCCCAGACUGUGCGAGUCCUACGUAAUCCUGACGCUCUGCUCUCUGGGGUGGUGAUGGAGUGUGCCCAGGCCUAUCAGAAUGAACUUGCCCGGAUAAUGAAUGCAAAGAGGAAAAAUGGUGAUGCGACCAACUACUGGGUGAAACACACGGUUAAGGAAAGGGGGGAUUUUUACUUCCAUCUGCGCACAUUUAACGGCACGUGGGACAAGCCUCCAGGGUUCAGCCCUAGUUCCACGCACUUAUCCCGGGAGGAGAUCCAGUCUGCAGUCAACAAAGUGACCAGUGGGUUUAAGAGGGAGCGGCGAUGGGAAGCCAAUACCGAUUUUGUGGUGAAGCUCCAAGCACUAAUGAGAGGUUACCUUGUCCGAAAGGCCUACGCUGAAAGGCUGCACGUGUUGCACAGGCAGGUUCCAGCCGUCACCUUAAUCCAGGCCCACUGGAGAGGUUACAGGCAACGGAGGGCUUACUUACGGAGGCUAAGCUACCUACGCAGAAACACAGCCGCUAUCAUUAAGAUCCAGUCCCUGGUGAGGAUGUGGCUGGCUCGAAGGAAAUACCGCCAGCGGCUCAGGUUUUUCAGGAGGAACAUUGCCAGCGUGAUUAAAAUCCAGGCCUUCUUCAGGGCUAGCAAGGCCAGAGAAGACUACAGAAUGCUGGUCCACGCCAAGAACCCGCCACUGGGCACCCUCCGGAAGUUUGCGCAUCUCCUGGAGCAGAGCGAGAGGGACUUCUGGGAGGAACGGGAGGUUAUGAAGCUGCGAGAAGAGGUGGUGAAAAAGAUCCGGUCCAACCAGCGUUUGGAGAAUGACCUCAAUCUGAUGGACAUAAAGAUCGGGCUCCUGGUCAAGAACAGGAUUACCCUGCAGGAAGUGGUUUCCCACUGCAAGAAGCUGACCAAGAAAAACAAAGAGCAGCUGUCCGAUCUUAUGGCCAUUGAUAAACAGAAAGGGUUGAAGUCUCUGAGUAAGGAGAAGCGCCAGAAGUUGGAAGCCUACCAGAACCUCUUCUAUCUUCUACAGACCCAGCCGGAAUACAUGGCCAAGCUAAUCUUCCAGAUGCCUCAGAACAAGUCCACUAAAUUCAUGGAGUCGGUAACCUUCACGCUGUACAACUAUGCAUCCAAUCGCAGAGAAGCCUAUCUUCUGCUCAAGCUGUUCCGUACCGCCCUACAAGAGGAAAUCAACUCCAAAGUUGACAAAGUACAAGAUAUCAUAACUGGUAACCCGACAGUCAUUCGCCUGCUGGUGAGUUUUUACCGCAGUGCCCGGGGGCAAAACGCCCUGCGCCAUAUUUUGGGAAACGUGGUUAAAGAAGUGAUACAGGACAAAACGUUGAACAUAAGGAUGAACCCCGUGGAGAUCUACAAGACUUGGAUCAAUCAAGUGGAGACUCAGACUGGCAAGAAGAGCACCCUGCCCUAUGAUGUCACUCCAGAACAAGCGCUCACACACCAGGAAGUCCAAAGGCGAAUGGAUAUCUGCAUCCGAAAUUUGAUUGCAGUGACUGACAAGUUCUUUUCCACCAUCUUGGCCAACGUCGAUCAGAUUCCGUAUGGGAUGCGUUAUGUUGCCAAAGUGCUGAAAAACUCCCUGAGCCAAAAAUUCCCCAGUGCCCAAGAGCAUGAUAUCCAUAAGAUUGUAGGCAACUUGCUGUAUUACCGUUUUAUGAACCCGGCUGUGGUAGCCCCAGAUGCCUUCGAUAUCAUUGAUCUCUCCGCUGGGGGGACACUUCACCCGGAUCAGCGCCGUACGCUCGGCUCCAUUGCUAAAGUUCUCCAACACGCCGCUGCCAACAAAAUGUUUGAGGAUUCUCAUCUCGGCCUCCUCAACCAGUAUCUAGAGGAGACGUACUGGAAGUUCAGGAAGUUUAUCCGCACUGCAUGUACCGUGCCAGAGCCAGAAGAAAGGUUUAACAUAGACGAGUACUCCGAGAUGGUGAACAUGACCAAGCCAGUCAUUUACAUCACUGUCGGGGAGCUGAUCGAUACACACAAGCUGUUGGUAGAACACCAGGAUUCAAUCGCUCCUGACCACAAGGAUCCAAUCCAUGAGCUUCUGGAGGAUAUUGGGGAGGUGCCUACAGUCCAAUCUCUAAUUGGUGAAAGUACCUCAAACCUCAGCGAUGUCGGCUCAGAACAAGCUCUGGCUCCGCUAAGGAAGCUGGAGAUGUCUCUCACUCUCACCAACAAGUUUGACAUGAUGGAAAGCAAUGCUGAAGCAAUGGACACUCAAGGACUGUUACUGAGCACAAAGCACUUGCUGGUAGAUGUUAUCCAGACACAGCCUGGGGAUACCCUAGCAGAACUUCUGUACACUUCCGCUUCUGCCCAGCAGGAAGCGUCACAUCUCUACUUGAUGAAUCAACGAGCCAGACGAGAAGCCAAGACCCCAGAAAAAAUGAAGCGCCAUCGGUCGCUGCUGGGCAACAGCCAACUUACCAUAGAGGAGAAGAAACGCAGGAUUAUCCGGAACCUGAGGAGGCUGGAAAGCCUGGGGCUGGUGUCCUCUGAUAAUGAGUAUCAGGAGAUUAUCAACAUGAUCGCUAAGGACAUCCGUAACCAGAGAAGAUACCGGCAGCACCGUAAGGCAGAACUGGUAAAGCUCCGGCAGACCAUGCAGCGGCUGCACUGUAAAACUGCCUUCCACGAGGAGCAGAUAGACUUCUACAAUCAAUACAUUAAGACCUGCCUAGAUAAUCUGGCAGCCAACCAUAAGAAUUCUGGGAAGAAUAAAAAGCAGACAUCCCUCAAUUACACAGCUGCCAGGCUCCACGAGAAGGGGGUUCUGCUUGAAAUCGAAGACCUCCCAUUUAGCCAAUUCCGUAACGUUAUUUUUGACAUAACCCCUUGUGACGAACCUGGAAAAUUCCAAGUCAAGACAAAGUUCUUGGGAGUCGACAUGGAGAAAUUCCAGCUUCACUACCAGGAUCUGCUGCAGCUGCAAUAUGAAGGGGUAGCCGUCAUGAAGAUGUUCGAUAAAGCCAAGAUCAAUGUCAACCUGCUCAUAUUCCUGCUCAACAAGAAGUUCUUCCGGAAUUAACGGCUCCUCUGCAUAAGGAAGUACUUUAUAAAAAAGCAUAGCAGCCGAUUGCAUCCCAGGUUAUGCCGGCACAUUUUUAUGACGACCCACGGAGUGGAGAUUAUGUGGACUUCAACCUAUAUAACUUUGCUUAUAGGUGUAAAACACAGGAGGAUUCCCUCAAUCUGAAUAUGCCCAGACACCCAUGCUCAGAGCAGUUAAUUACAAUAAGCAUUGGCCUGACCUGGAGAUGUAUAACUCCUCCUUGCUCAGUGUCUGCUACGUGCCAAGUAUUAUUUAUUGUCAUUUCGGCAGUGGAAUCUCUUUGAUUCCACCAAAGCGUAUUGGCUCCAUGCAGAGCAUAUAGCACUGGCUGCUGUAUUUAUAUAUAAUAUUAUAGAUUAGAGAAAUCUGUACCCAGAUAACCACGCUAACAAUAGUAAUAGUAUUGGCCCAUAUCCUCAUUUCAGGCUUCUUAAGCAUUCUCUAAUGAGGAGGAUGGGCUGUCUAAUUGUAUUUAACCAGUAAAUUGUAGUGACAAUUUCUGCCAUUUAUCUGACAGAAACUAGAACCACAUGUGCCCUGUAUAAUUCUGGGGCCACCGCAUAGAUGCCCGCACUAAUAAAAGGCUUCCUAAAGUUUUGGAAGCCAUUUUAUUGGGUUAAAUGUGCCUACGACUUGUUGCACUGCCUUCAUCAUGUUCUGCCAUUAGCCCGGGCUUAAUUUGCUAGUGGCGUCCAUGUUGGCUUAGCAAACGGCUUGGGACUGCAUUUUGCAACCGCUACCUGCUGCUGUGUAGCCCUGACUAGCGCUGAUCCAUUGGAGGUGAUGGGUACAGGUUCUGAGCAUAAAUAUUGAUGGCAACGACUACUUUUUAGCUCCAAAACUUGGAUACAUAUGUUCAGGGGAUGCACAAUAUAGUCCUAAGCCAUUAGCAAGGCCUGCUUUGGAUUCCUUAUAAUUAGAGAAACCUUAUGUUUUUCUAUAUUUAAAUUUUUUUUUUUAAUGAACACUAAAAUGCUUUUCGGUUAAACUUUUUGACAGAUCUAGAAGAAAAAAAGCUCCUCCUUUAUGGAAUUAUUCAGACUUCGAGUUAGAACAGUGAGCAGUUUGAAGCACUUCCCCACUGCCUAGUCUAGCCGUUUAGAUGAGACUGCAUUACUGCAAAAUGAUUGGCUGGAGACAGUCAAAGGAUGGCCGUCCAUGUUAUCAGGUUAGUCAGUCACUACACCUGUUAGGGGGAAGACACAUGGAGCUACUAGCAGCAGCUACUAAAAUAGACAAUGCUGAUCAUUUACUGAUAAUUGUCUCUCCGUGUGUUUUAGCAGAGGCAAUUCUCAGUAUUGUCUACGGCAGGGGAUUUUCUGGAGUUUAGUAGCCAUGAAAAAGUAGCUGCUACUAAAUAGCUCCGUGUGUCUUCACCCUUAAACACAGUACUGUGUGCUAGUAAGUUGAUUAUGUACCCAAAUGAUUGCAGAUAAAUACUAAAAAGUAUAAUAUAAAAGUAAUUCUUGAUUAUGCACCUUAAUACAUAACUUGGCCUCUGCACCUAGAACCUUCACCUCUGGCUAGCAGAUAUACCUGUGGAACGUUCCUUACUGGGAGACCUCUGAUUGUAUGAGAGGACCCGGCCAUGCUGUGGCGAGGUUAGGUUCCAUAGGUACCAAUUUACAGUCUUAGAUUCCCAUAAGCUUCAGGGAGUUCAGAAAGCAGGCACUGUGGGCCACCUUGUGUGUGUGUGUAUGUGUAUAUAUAUAUAUAUAUAUAUAUAUAUAUAUAAUAUAUAUAUAUAUAUAUAUAUAUAUUAUAUAUAUAUAUAUAUAUAUAUAUAUAUAUAUAUAUAUAUAUAUAUAUAUAUAUAUAUAUAAUAUAUCUUGUGUUUUUCAAUCAUGAGUCAAUCACUUGCCUUUAUGUGCUCCCCCUUUUCCCAACACUGGGCCCCCAGAUGUGUCAGGAAAACAGCAGUUGUGACAACAUCUGGGGACCAAAGGUUAAGAACAAGGGCCCUAAAUAUUUGGGAUGGGGGAGCAGUUUUUUGACGCUCGAUCACCCUUUGCCUUGGGUGUCCAGCCAUUGUAUUGCACUUGUGUAUCCACGAUUGUCCCCCCUCAAAUCUGUACCUUCUUUUCCUUUUCCAUGUUGUCCUAUCAAACCUUUUAAUAAAGCCACAUUUUAUAUAAA